Molecule: messenger RNA, 225 nt
Organism: Emiliania huxleyi CCMP1516
Lineage: Eukaryota; Haptophyta; Isochrysidales; Noelaerhabdaceae
Exons: 2
Molecular function (GO): protein binding
Source: RefSeq, a predicted model, not a curated record
AUGCUGCCCGAGGAGGACACUGCACGGCGCCGUCUUGACUUUUGCCUUCGGUGUAUCGACGCCGCGGCGCAGGUGCGAGACUGCUGGGCGGUCGCGUUCGGCGACGCGCACAGCGCGGACAGCCGAGUGGUGGCGGCCGGGUACGACAACGGCGACGUGAAGCUGCUCGACCUGGUCGCCGGCAAGCUGCGCUUCGAGACCAAUGUGAGCAACGGCGUCUGCGGG